UUUUUUUCACUAUUUUUCGAUCUAUUUGUUUUCUCUGCAUAUUUUCUUCCCACUCUGCAGUUAACACUAAACCCACCCCUGCAAAACUAAACCCUAACGGUAGUUAAAACCCUAAAUUUCUCUCUCCACGAACUUCACCAAACCAACGCAGGAGCAAAACCUUCUCUCCUCUUUCUCUCUCUACAUAUACAUAUAUUUAUCUCAAGGUGGGUCUUCUUAAUCACUAGCUAGUCCCAUGGCGAAGAAAAGCACUGAUAAUGGAAACAAGAAGAAGAGCAAGAAGAAGAACAAGACCGGUCCAAAGGGCAUGUUCAUGAAAUCGAAAGCCCCACAAGAAAACCCUUUCGAAACCAUUUGGUCCCGACGAAAAUUCGACAUUCUGGGCAAGAAGCGCAAGGGCGAAGAAAAGCGCAUCGGCCUAGCUCGCUCUCUCGCCAUCCAAAAGAGGAAGAAGACGUUAUUGAAGGAGUAUGAACAAAGUGGGAAGUCUUCUGUGUUUGUCGAUAAUCGAAUUGGCGAGCAAAAUGAUGAGCUUGGCGAGUUUGAUAAGGCCAUAUUAAGGUCCCAACGUGAAUAUCGGUUGAAAGUGAGCAAGAAAAGCAAGUAUAAUUUAUCUGAUGGGGAGGAAGAUGAAUUUGAGCUUGGAGGUCUUGGUUCCUUUCCUGAAAGGGAUGAUUUUGAGGAUGAAGUACCCCUUCAUGACGAUGAUGAUGCUGAAGCUGCUGAUGAUAGGAGUUCAGCAGUUUUAAAACAACUUAAUGCCCAUGAUGCACAGACUGCAUCAGAUAUGGAAUUGAUUGAUGCUGAUAAAAAUAGGCAGAAGACUAAAAAGGAAGUAAUGGACGAGAUUAUUUCCAAGAGUAAAUUCUUCAAGGCUCAAAAAGCAAAGGAUAAGGAAGAAAAUGAACAGUUGGUUGACCAACUGGACAAAGAUUUCUCAUCUUUAGUGCAGUCUGAGGCGUUGUUAUCUUUGACCCAACCAAAUAAAAUGAAUGCUUUGAAGGCUCUUGUGAACAAAAGCAUUUCAAAUGAGUAUCUGAAGAAAAAUGAGGGCUCUGCUCCUGGGAACAUAGAUUCUCUUCAGCUGGAUAAACCUGAUUUUUAUGACAAACUUGUCAAUGAGAUGGUACUGGAUAUGCGUGCUCGCCCAUCAGACAGGACAAAGACACCUGAGGAAAUUGCUCAAGAGGAGAAAGAGCGACUAGAGCUAUUGGAGGAAGAGCGUCGAAAGAGGAUGCUUGCUAGUGAUGACGCCAGCGAUGAAGAUGGUGAUACUUCCAAAGAUGAUGUUGCAUCUGCACCGAAGUUAAGAUCUAUUUCUGGGGAUGACCUCGGUGACUCCUUCUCUCAUGAUGAAGAACCAAAAUCUAAACUGACUUGGGAGACUCUCAGAAGGAAAAAAUCCGAGGAUCAUGAGAGUGAAGAAUCUUCUGAGGAUUCAGAAAGUGCUGAAGAUACUGGUGAUGAAGAAGGAAGUGAAGAAGACAAUGACAAGUGUGAAGAGAUCGAAUCGUUAAAGGGCUGGGAACAGAGUGAUGAUGAUGAUCUUAGUACAGAUUUGGAAGAUGAAGAUGAUGAUGGUGUUGAUGAAGAGGUCCAGCGAAAAGGCAAUAAAAAUGAAUCAGUGAUUAAGGAAAGACAUAGAGGUUCCUUAGAUUCUGAGAUUGCAAAAGUAAAUGGUAAACAGCCUUCAAUUCAGCAAGGGGACCUUCCCUAUGUAAUUGAAGCUCCAAAAAGCUUGGAAGAGUUAUCUUCAUUGUUGGAGAAUCGUCCCGAUGACCAAAUUGUUGAAGCAAUUAGGCGAAUUCGUGCAUGCAAUGCGAUUACUGUUGCAGCAGAAAAUCGAAAGAAAAUGCAAGUAUUCUAUGGUGUACUAUUGCAGUAUUUUGCUGUUUCGGCAAAUAAAAAGCCACUGAAUUUCAAGCUACUGAAUUUUCUUGUCAAGCCAUUGGUGGAAAUGAGUGCGGAGAUCCCAUAUUUUGCAGCCAUAUGUGCUCGUCAACGGUUACUUCAGACUCGAACAUUGUUCUGUGAGGAUGUCAAGAAUCCAGAGAAGACCUGUUGGCCCUCUCUGAAGACGCUGUUUCUUUUAAGGCUGUGGUCCAUGAUAUUUCCUUGCUCUGAUUUUCGUCAUGUUGUCAUGACCCCUGCAUUACUGUUGAUGUGUGAAUAUCUGAUACGUUGUCCCAUUCUGUCUGGUCGGGAUAUUGCAGUGGGUACCUUCUUAUGCUCUAUGGUCCUCAAUGUCACUAAACAAUCAACAAAGUUGUGUCCUGAGGCCUUAACAUUCCUUCAAACUUUGCUGAUGGCAGCUAUAGACAGAAAAUCUGGACUAUGUAAGGAUUCUCAGUUCUUCCAACUCAUGGAACUUAAAGCACCGAGUCCUCUGCUUUGUCUACAAGGCCGUGUAAACGAGAUUAGUCCUCUAGAUUUCCUCAAAUUAAUGGACAUGCCAGAAGACACUCCCUUUUUCAGCUCUGACAAUUUCAGGGCCAGCAUGCUUGUGUCCGUGAUUGAAACUCUACGAGGCUUCGUUAAUGUUUAUGAAGGAUUUAAUUCAUUUCCUGAAAUAUUCUUGCAAAUUUCCAAAUUAUUACUUGAACUGGCUCAACAAGAACACAUGCCAGAUGCAUUACAAGAUAAAAUUAGAGAAGUUGCCCAGCUCAUAGAGAAGAAAACUCUUGAACUUCACAAGCUGCGUCAACCACUACAUAUUCGAAAACAAAAGCCAGUGCCUAUCAAACUAUUAAAUCCAAAGUUUGAGGAGAACUAUGUUAAGGGUAGAGAUUAUGAUCCAGACCGUGAACGAGCUGAGAGGAAAAAGUUGAAGAAACUUGUAAAACGGGAAGCUAAAGGGGCAAUUCGUGAACUACGAAAAGAUAAUUAUUUCUUAUUCGAGGUGAAAGAAAAGGAUAAGAAAAGGCAAGAAGAAGAAAGAGCUGAGAAGUAUGGAAAAGCAAGAGCUUUCCUCCAGGAACAAGAGCAUGCGUACAAAUCUGGGCAAUUGGGAAAAGGCAAAGGCAAGAAGAGGAGGAGAUGAUGCUGGCUCUGAAUGGAUGUCAUACUGCCUCCAAGUUUCCUUUGAUUUAGGAUGCCAUUGCAGGAUUUGGAGGAUAUGUAACAUACUGUAAUGGGGGCCGCAACACGAGAGAUUGUUACGUCUGGUGGCUGAACAAGAUUCUGAAAUUUUGACUGAUACUGAUUAUUGAGUUGAUUGUAUGACAGUGGAGGCAAGAAGGGAUAGUAACUUUCCCCAAAUAAUUUAUAUUGUUAUUAUUAUUUUUUAGAUUGUUUGAUUAUUCAAAUAUCUGUCUUGAUGUU
This is a messenger RNA of Cornus florida, 3321 nucleotides long. RefSeq lists its product as uncharacterized. Gene Ontology annotation, biological process: maturation of SSU-rRNA. NCBI's taxonomy places the organism in Eukaryota, Viridiplantae, Streptophyta, Magnoliopsida, Cornales, Cornaceae. Gene Ontology annotation, cellular component: Noc4p-Nop14p complex; small-subunit processome; nucleolus. The transcript is spliced from 15 exons. The record is from RefSeq and is a predicted model, not a curated record. Bases 236 to 3040 code for a protein of 934 amino acids.